GUACACACCGCGCCUGCGCACUGACCCGAGCCUACUGCUGUUUUCUGCAUUCGGGUCCAACUUAAUUUUCCUGGAAAACCAGCUGCUGGGACGAAGAAGACAAAUGUGCGGACAGACGGCACAGCACCGCGCCGCACACGAUGACCAAAAACAACAUUGGUGAAACGAGAUAAUGUGCAUUGAUUUCUAUACGUUGUGCACGCGAGGCGAGACGCUCGAUCCUGCGUGGCUGAUGUUGACUGAUGUUCUCCAGUUUUGAGAUGAUCUAUUUUUGUGAUGGCGAAGGGGCUGUUUCCACGGGCCUGGGUGAAGAAGUCAUUCUAUUUCCAAGCCCGUAUCUCCUUUGUAAGGGUGAAGUACUUGUUCUUCACCUGGCUGACGGUGCUGGUGGGGAGCUGGGUGCUCUACGUGCAAUACUCGGCCUACACAGAGCUGUGCAGAGGACACCAGUGCAAAAAUGCUAUUUGUGACAAAUAUAGGAGAGGAAUCAUUGACGGGUCGGCCUGCAGCAGCCUGUGUGAUAAAGACACGUUCUACAUGAGCAGAUGUCUGUCAACACUCCCAAACAACCAGGUGUACACGGGAAGCUGGGGAGAUCACGAAGGGAUCAUUCGCUGUCAUUUGGGGAAAGUCACGCACUACGAGAUGGGCGAUGAGCCGGAGCCUCAGAAGGAGAUCCCUGUGUUCGAUACCCCCACUAGAGGCACAUCAGUGGAGAAAUUCCGAGAGAUGGUCUUGAAUCACCUCAAGUCCAAACUUGGAGAUCAGACCAACCUUGGCGGUCUGGUGAGUGUGAUCCUUUCUGUGGCGGACGGCAACAAAGACGGAAAAGUGUCCCUGCCAGAAGCUCGCUCCAUGUGGGCCCUCCUGCAGAUCGAUGAGGUUCUUCUGGACCUGCUGCUUCAGGAGCGUGGUCACACUCCUCGCCUCCUCGGUUACUGCGGCGACCUCUACAUGACCGAAAGGGUCCCCCAUGGGCCCCUAUACGGUUUGUCUGUACCCUGGCCGCUGGUCUCCUGGGUGCCUGGCGGCUUACAGCGCACCAUGGACCAGUGGUUCGCCCCCUCGUGGCCUCGCAAAGCCAAGAUCUCCAUGGGCCUCCUGGAGCUGGUGGAGGACAUCUUCCACGGCACGUACGGCAGCUUCCUCAUCUGCGACCUGGCGGCGGCCCACUUCGGCUACACGGACGGCCACGAGCUGCGUCUCACCGACACCCGAGCAGUGGUGCCGGAAAGCCAGUUCCGGCGGGGCAUGCGAGCGCUGCGCUGCGAAACGGAUGCCGACUGCGUGUAUGGGGUGGACUGCCGGACGUCGUGCGAUACGGUACAGAGACGCUGCAGGGAGGAGCCCGUCCGGCCCAAUUUGGCCAAAGCGUGCAGUACGCUGAAGGACUACCUGCUGCACGGGGCGCCGUCCACCCUGCGGGACGAGCUGGAGAGGCAGCUGUAUGCCUGCAUGGCCCUCAAGGGCGAUGCUGGGCAACUGAACAUGGAGCAUUCGCUGCUCCUCAACAACUUGAAGGCUCUGCUGUGGAGACAGAUCUCACACACUAAGGACUCAUGACCAGGAGGAAGUAUGCUCUAACAAUGCUGUGAUAUAAUAUGUGAAUAAAUGACAUUUAAUGAAGUUACACUACUCACACAAAAUGUAAGGGUUAUUGGGCUUUCGGGUUUAGUUUCAGGGCGGACCUAAAAUGUACAACUGUUAAAUGAACUGAAGAGCUGAACUGCUGGGCAGUAUGGCUUUUUUGUUUCUUUGCUUGUAUUUAGCUUUUUUUGUAAUCGUAUCGUUCAACUUAUUUGAAUAAUUUCUGCCCUAUUUUGUUUCAGUAAUUGUUUCACAACUUGCUGUUCUCUAAACAGAACAUUUAAACCUAAUUAAACAUAGGGCUGGGUGAUAUGACUUUUUUUUUUUUUUUAAAUCAAAUUAUUCAAUUCAUCGUGUUAGCCUGAAUAUGUUUCAGUCAUUUUUGCACAAUUGGCUGUUAUCUAACAAGGAGCGCAACAGAAAAAUUCAUAACACAUAGGGCUGGGCGAUACAGCUUUUUUCCCCCCUAGCUUUCUUUCGUAAUCGAAUUACUCUUGUUAUUCGAUUGAUCGUAUCAGCCCUAAUUUGUUUCAGUACUUUUUGCACAACUUGCUCGAAAAAGAACCUGAAGGGAAAAAUUCUCAACAGGGGUUUGAUCGAUGAAAAUUUUCAAGCACACUCACUUCUGUCCCUUUCUGUGACUCUUCUAGUUUCUCUGUUGUAACCUGCUGAUGGCACUCUGUGACACUCUUCAGUAGCCACUUUCCUCUGAGAAGAUCCUGUCUAAAGCCUCGGCGUUGCAAGAGGGAGGUGGCCACUGAGACUGAGCUUACAAUGUAAUAAGCAGGUUACAACAGAGAUACAGAGAGACUGGAAGAGUCACAGAAAGGCAUACAUCCUUGGAAGUACAUUCAUUCAUGGAUCCUCCUUGUUGAGGAAAAACAAGUAGUGCAAAAAGUAUUGGGAACAGUUGGACAUAAAAGGUCUAAGUUCACCUGUAAAGCUUAUAGUGCAUUUAGGUUCAUUCUGAACUUUCACCUCGCAAAGAGCAAUAUCCCAAAAGACAUUAUGGACAUUUGUAUACACACUUCAUUCAUGCAGUAUAUAUUUUUAACUUCCUGUAGGUGUAACGGCCAUGUGUACAAAUUCUUUUGCCCAUAUAGCGUAGGUUCAGGGGCUGGAAAUGACAACCGGGUGAUGAAUAUUUAGAGAACAUAGACUCUUAAAGCUGUGUAAUCACGUUUUGGAAAACUUGAGCUGGGACACUCGUUGAAGACUAUCCAAUCCUUGUGUUUUUCUGGAUUUUUUUAACAAUUCAUAUUAGCGGGGGUUUAUGUAGUAUCAAGAAAUAUGGACGGUCCCCAUUUAUUGUGAUGACUUUUGCAUGCUUAUUUUUUAUGAAAACGUAUUCAUUCGAGGUACUGAUACUAACCAGUUAAGGCGCUAGUUAUGAAGGUUAAAUAUUUUUUUUACAUUGUCAAAACUCUAGUAACACUGGUUCAGAAUGGGUUUUGCUUCAAAUUUGGAAGGAAAGUUAUGCAUUUUCACUGUCACAUUUCCAAAGGAUUCGGUAGUCAGUGGAUCAUUUUGGGCAUUGCUAAGUCACUGAGCGGAAGCACAAUCGUUAGUGACACUAGAAGUAAAUCUGCAAAGGUUGAAUCAAGGCAACUGGACUGUUCUUGUUUGUUGAAUCUUUAAUCCAAAAGGCUUCCUCAAUUCUAAAUUCCCGGUGUGGCUCGGUGGGUGUGUUCCUUGGUGGUGGUCAACAAUGUGGUGUUGCCCAGUAUGGUGAAAUGGCCGUCUUGCAUAGCAAUCAAUCGUUUACUCGUCUUGUGGAAAAACAGCUCAUUUGGGCCUCCCUUCCUGUUGAAUGAGGUGAUCCUCAAGGAGUUGGGGGGGGGGGGG
Messenger RNA from Phycodurus eques (leafy seadragon), 3432 nucleotides. RefSeq names its product divergent protein kinase domain 1Aa (gene dipk1aa). The transcript has 6 exons. The record is from RefSeq and is a predicted model, not a curated record. Lineage: Eukaryota; Metazoa; Chordata; Actinopteri; Syngnathiformes; Syngnathidae. Bases 277 to 1563 code for a protein of 428 amino acids.